Molecule: messenger RNA, 605 nt
Organism: Vollenhovia emeryi
Lineage: Eukaryota; Metazoa; Arthropoda; Insecta; Hymenoptera; Formicidae
Product: 52 kDa repressor of the inhibitor of the protein kinase-like
Exons: 4
Molecular function (GO): sequence-specific DNA binding
Source: RefSeq, a predicted model, not a curated record
UACGGUGAUUUAUUUAAAAUGAGUGAUAGAGGCGGUUAUAAAUGCUGUGUAAUCAACUGUCAAAGUGCAAGUACCGAAAAACGAGGAAUAAAGGAGACCUUAUUCCGAUUUCCAAAAGAUGCAGAAAGGUCUAAAUUGUGGAUACUAGCUUGUAAUCGAGAUGAUCUAUCAUUGAAGAAAGCUAUAGACUUAUAUAAUAAUUAUAGAGUGUGUAGGCUUCAUUUUGAAAAUAAGAUGUUUCUAAAUUACGAAAAAACGAGAUUGCAACCAAAUGCUGUUCCAAGUCCUGUUAUUAGGAACAAUGAAGAAGAAGCAGGUCCGAGCAGGUCAAAUAAUAUGAAUGUCGAAGAGCAUGAAUCCAAUGAAAUAUACUAUACAGCUGCAGAAUUAAUACAUGUUUUAGAAGUGAAUACAACGCAUACAGAAGUUGGAACAAAAGAAUCAACAAUGACAAAUGUAGGAAUUCAAACAGGUUUAUCACUUACUUCAAAAUCUCCACAAAAAGUCAAACUGUACCAAAAAAUUAAGAAGUACCAAAAGAGGAUAUCAGUUUUGGAAUCAAAACUUCAGCAAACACAGGAUUGCACACUAGAGGAUAUUAAUUC